Messenger RNA from Rhinocladiella mackenziei CBS 650.93, 2544 nucleotides. RefSeq lists its product as uncharacterized. The transcript is spliced from 6 exons. Lineage: Eukaryota; Fungi; Ascomycota; Eurotiomycetes; Chaetothyriales; Herpotrichiellaceae. The record is from RefSeq and is a predicted model, not a curated record. The coding region runs from base 1 to 2544 and encodes 847 amino acids.
AUGGCUGUGAGAGCUCCUUUAGGGUUCAGUCCUUCGACAAACCCUUUGAUUUCUGCUUUCUCGCCUUUCUCAGACCAUCCUGACUCACCUCGACCUCGACCUGCCGCCAAUUCGGGUCUCCCUAUGUCCGCUACCGAGAAGAGCAAUACGACAAGUGACAGUCAUCUCAAGGCUCCGCCAGCAAAUACUAUUACCUCGCCGCAAGAUCCCGCGGCUCCCUCCCCGGUUGCCUCAGACGUGACCAAUUUUGAAGACGUAGACGAAGAAGUUGAAGAGGAGGGAACAGAAAGAGGUUCGGUGGCUGAAGCGCCAUUGAAUUUCAAUGAAAAUCAGAGGCCGGAAGUGACAUCUCCUCUCAAGGAGAGUGUGCAAAAUAUCACCACUCCGCUGAGGGUCGAGACUGGCCCGACACUCGAACAGCAAUUUCGUGCGAAACUAGAGGAAGAGAGAGAGCCUCAGUCGGUCAUACACAUCCCAGCGGGCUUUGGCAAGUUUCCCGUCCAGCAAGCUUCGGGCUCGACGGAGCGACAGGAAACGAAGCCAGCAACAGACGAAAAAGCUGAGGGAGAUUCGUCGACCCAGCAAAAGGAAGCUGAGAGGGCCAGGGCCGGCUCUACUGAUUCGAAAACUUCGGAUUCUACAGUUACAGAACCCGGCGCUUCUGGGGCCAAGCCAACUUCCAAGACCCAUGACGUUCCAAUGCCUCCGACGCCAUUACAAACCUCACUUCCUUCCCUUACAAUUCAUGAUUGGUCUCGAACGCCUAGAGCCCAGACAAGACAAGAUCUCAGCUCAUUGAGCCGCCCUGGUUCAAGUCUUGCCAGCAUCCUUGAAGGUGACGACACAGACCAUCCCAGUACAGAUGAGACUGGAGACGAAAGCCAGAUCGGCAAGCGCUUUUUGCGUGAUGCCGAAGCCGAAAUUAACGCUCUCCGUAACGCGUUGUCCGAAUGCUGGACAUUGUGUAACACUCUCGCCAGCCUGAGCCACAUCCACCGGGAAAGGAUAUUCAACUUUUCGGGCCGUGGUGACAUGCAAGAACAAGCAUGGAAGUCUUGCUGGAAAUUGUGCCAGAACCUUUACAACACCCGAGACGACAAUACUCGCAACUCUUUUUCACACAACUCGUCAAGACCCACCCUGGAUCUUUGUCGGGAUUUCUGCCAGGCCCUAUUUGAAGUAAGAGUUCGGGAUAACGAGACCGCGGACUCAGUCUUGAGAGUCAGUUUCGAGUUGAACAAUCAUCUGUUCAACACUCAUGAUCGCAGUCUCCCAGAGGCUUUCCGGGAGAGGACGUUGGAUUUCUAUAUCACCCUGUGUCACCGACUGAUGAAACAAAAGUCCAAAAUGGCAGACGAAACAGAUUCAUUAUUACGGGCCUGUUGGUCCCUGGCAGAAAUGCUGUUCAGUCUACGGCAGAAUCGACGUGAAGGAAAGAGACCGGACGAAGAACUUCUCGGUUCUGCCAUCCAGGCAUGUUGGGAGUUGUGUGACUUGUUCAGAGAAGGUUGGACUCAAAUUCGUCCUGAGAGAGGGACUCCUCGUCCUAGUCAAACCACCUUCACCCAGGCUUUCAAUCAAGCGAAAAGGUCUGGGUUUGCGCCAUUAGAUGAGAAUGGCAACCCCAAAGUCCUUCCAGAAACACCCACCACUAUUUUCGAAGAUACAGUCACUACCAUAUCACCAGAUGAAGCACCGAUUCCUAAUAUCCUUGUCCUUGGUGCCGACGAAGCAUCUAGGAUGUCUACUUCUUCCGCCUCGUCGACUCCUGCCCCUGUUCAACGCCAGCUCUCGCCCAAUCCCGCUACUCAAGCUCGAAAUCCUCAUUCCGCUCAUCCCAUAUCUUCCUCUACAAACAAUCACAGAUGGUCCUCCAAUUCCUCCGUUCUUUCACUUCCCGCAUCGGCCGCUUCAGAAGGAGGUCCGAACCCGAUGUCUGCCACCACGGUCUCCACCGUCCGCACCCCAGCUGAAGACCCCACGCUAAUCCUCCUCAAAACAUUGUUCGUGAAGGCCGCCUUGUCAACUGGGCGAGGGUAUACACGCACUUCCCCCGACCCCAAUCUAAAUUCCCUGCCGAAUUUCGUCAAGAACUUACCAGAUAAUGCUUUUGGCAACCAAGCCUGGCAAGUUUCACUGUUGGACAACUACCGCAAAGCAGUCAUGAAUGACUCAGGCUUUCGUAACUUGGGCGUGGCUGGGACCGUCGGUGAAAGGGGGAGGGUGAAUGCCGUGGAAGUUGCCAGAGCCGUCCGGGGAAUGACCAGCUGUGUCUAUGGAUUUGGGUGGUUGCGAGAUCUCUAUCGGCAUGUCUUUGGCUAUUAUGUCGAGGAAGCCCUCAAGGGGAGCGAUUCUCAUGCCACCGGUGCUCGAAGGUCCGCGAGACAAGGUGGACCGGCAGCGAGUUUAGUGGCUGCUGUCAUGAGCAAUGUGACGCCUGCGUCUGCAGGCGCAGGCUCAGGAGGAGGAGGUGCAAGCAGUACUGGAAGUGGAAGUGCGAAAGGAGGUGGUAUUGGCAAUGGGAGAAGAACUAUAAGUCAAUGA